UGAGCAGGAAGUCUUAAGAUGGAUGGUGGGUGACAAUUUCCGUACUGACAACGCGAUCAAAACAUAACCUAUGUAUAGAUCGUUCAUCGCAUCUCGUUGUUGUACGUAGUGAUUUGAUCGAGUGAAAAUGUCGUUGAAAAGGAAACUGACUCAAGACGAUUUGCGUAAGGCAAUGAAUGAACAUAAGAAGAAACUGGGUAUUAAGAAGAUCGACUCGCCGCUAGCAAAGUAUACAGAUUCAGGUCAGUUAAUGUGUAUUUUAUGCAAAUCUGUAGUGCGUAGUGAAACAGUUUGGCCUGUUCACUUGAAUUCCAAAAUGCACAAAGAUAAUGUUGCAUUAGCAAAAAAGACUAAACUUGAAACUGAAGGUGCAGUAAAGGCAUCUGACGGUCAAUCAUUCAAGAGACCUUCUUCUCCACCUCAAAAUCCUCCUAUGAAUAAGAAGAUAAAAGGGAUAUUGAAAAACUCGAGUCAGUCAGUAGUACAAACCAGAUCAAAUUUACCAGCAGAUUUUUUUGAUGAUAAUUUGAAACAAGUUAACAGUGUAUCUUCAAUGCAAAAUUUAGAGAGUAAAGAUUCUAUAGUUAAUACUGUAGAUGUACAACAUGUGGAAGAAGAAGAAGAAGAAGAAGAAGAAGAAGAAGAAGAAAAAGAGAAAGAAAAAGUAAAGGAUACAAAUUUAGCUGUUCUUCCAGAAGGAUUUUUUGAUGACCCCAUAAUGGAUGCUAAAGUUCGUAAUGUUGAAUAUAAAGAUCCUAUUGAAGAAGAAUGGGAGAAAUUUCAAAAAGAGAUUAAAGAAGAAACUGCGCAAUCUGCACAAAUUAUUGCUGACGAUCAGGAGGAAGCGACAACAGAAAGACAAUUAGAGGAAAUUGAAGAACAAAUUAGGCAUUGGUCUAGGGUAAUGGAUCUUGCAAAACGUAUGGAACAAGUACAGGGUACAGAUAGAAAACAAGAAAAUAUCGAUGAUGAUGCAUCAAGUGAUGAAGAAGCCGAAUUUGAUGAGUUUCUUGAUUGGCGAGCUAAGAAUUCAUAUAAAUAAAAAGUGGUAUGUGUCUAUUAAUUUUGUAAAUAUUACUCUUUAUCAUAUUUAGUAGAGAUAUUUGUAUAAAGUUACAAGUUUUGUAAUUCAUAAUUUAAUUAAAUUUACAUUUAAUUACAUAUAUCUCUUUUCUUGAUUAUUAUAAGUAAAUUAUAUUGUAGGAAUAUAACAAUAAUAAAGAUCGAAUUAUAUUUUAUAUUUGAAAAAAAAGAAAUAAAU
Messenger RNA from Pogonomyrmex barbatus (red harvester ant), 1261 nucleotides. RefSeq names its product zinc finger protein 830. The record is from RefSeq and is a predicted model, not a curated record. Gene Ontology annotation, cellular component: spliceosomal complex; nucleus. Gene Ontology annotation, molecular function: nucleic acid binding; zinc ion binding. Lineage: Eukaryota; Metazoa; Arthropoda; Insecta; Hymenoptera; Formicidae. Gene Ontology annotation, biological process: nuclear DNA replication; mitotic DNA replication checkpoint signaling; mitotic DNA damage checkpoint signaling.